CCUAUCAUUCUUAUUUUCACUCACAUUCACUUCACUAUCUUCUCUUUUACCAUUUCUGCAAUCACAGCGCGUAAACCCUAACCCGAUAAUCCAUGGCAACCAAACCCACAACCAGUUCAUCCUCCGCCGCAUCAACCUUUUUCAAGCCCGGAUCCUUAGUUGAAAUCAGCAUCUACGAAAAUGGAUUCCGUGGUUCAUGGUUCACCGGAAAGAUUGUCCGUUGUCAAGGUGACGAGUUUGUUGUCGAGUAUGAGAAAAUAAUGGCGGAUGAGGAGGGAACAAAGGCCCUCCAAGAAACUGUUAAGGAAUUCCAGCUCCGUCCGGUUCCCCCCAAGGAGAUCAGCCGGGACUUCCAACCUGGUGAUGAAGUUGAGGCUUAUCACAACGACGGUUGGUGGGAGGGUUCCAUCUGCGGAUCAUUAGAGGACGGUAAGAGUUACGUCUAUUUCGGAAAUACGACACAAGAGUAUCCCGACGAACAACUGAGGCGCCACCAUAAGUGGAUCGGUGGAAGUUGGAUCCCACCAUUUCCACAACAGGAUGAAAAUGAAGUGAAGAAAACGGUGAGGGUGAAGGCUUCUGAAAUUCUGAGUGGAGACAAUGUGGAGUUGAUGCUCAAACCAGGGACAUUGGUUGAGGUCUGCAGUGACGAAGAUGGUUUAAAAGGGGUUUGGUUUUCUGCAACCCUUGUUGAGCCUAAGGCGGGAUGGAGGUUCGUGGUUGAGUACGAUAGCCUGCUCGAUGAUAAUUAUUCAGACCUCUUGAGAGAGGAAAUCAGUCUGCUUCAGAUCAGGCCUCGUCCACCAAAAACUGAUGAUGUUGAUCAGUUUAAGUUUCUUGAUGAAGUGGAUGCUUACUACAGAGACGGUUGGUGGGUUGGGGUUGUUUCGAAAGUUCUUGGAGACUCCAAAUAUGUUGUUUAUUUCAGGAACUUCAAUGAAGAAAUGGAGUUUCAACAUUCCCAGUUGAGGCUGCAUCAGGAUUGGGUGGAUAACAAAUGGGUAAUGGCUUCUAAGGGGUUGAAGUUUUGAAUGCUGGAAGUUGGAGGAAAAUUCAGGCGCCAUGGAAUAAUGAAAAUAAAAUAUGUACUAUUUUAUAGUCGGUUCUUGCUAGCCAAUGUUUGAAGUUGUAGUUCUCAUGGAUCAAAACUUUGGACUCUUUGUUUUUAAGUAUUUAUAAGAAUAAAUAUGUUGUAUUAUAAACUCCAAUAAUUUAAUUAAAUGGUAAAAAGGUUGGUUUUUGAGUUU
This is a messenger RNA of Lathyrus oleraceus (garden pea), 1247 nucleotides long. RefSeq names its product protein AGENET DOMAIN (AGD)-CONTAINING P1. Bases 93 to 1031 code for a protein of 312 amino acids. The transcript has 3 exons. The record is from RefSeq and is a predicted model, not a curated record. Lineage: Eukaryota; Viridiplantae; Streptophyta; Magnoliopsida; Fabales; Fabaceae.